Messenger RNA from Paramecium sonneborni, 1487 nucleotides. The record is from the annotation of a GenBank genome assembly. Lineage: Eukaryota; Ciliophora; Oligohymenophorea; Peniculida; Parameciidae.
AUGAAAGCUUUCCGCUAUUAAGUUACUCUCAAUAUUAGCAAAGUAGAGCUCUCUGUUAAAUUUCCUUGCACUUUAUAAGUUAUGUGGAAAAGAGGACUUAAUAAAUGUUUAACCAGAACCAAAGAAAAAACUAAAAAUACUUUCAUUGUUAAUGAAGUACUCACUCUUGAUUUUAAUGUUGCAGAAAACACUUUAAAAAAGACACAUCUUAUUGCUCUUCUUAAUGUUGAUGGAUAAUCAAAGCUUGCUGGUGUUGUUAAUUUUAAUAUUAAUGAAACUAUGCCUAUUGAAGGACAUUGUGCACUCAAUCUAGAAAGAAGUCCUGAUCCUAAUGCCAAAAUAUAUUUUUUAUAUCAAGUAGUCAAUCUAGGAGAAACUGAUCUUAGUGAAAGUUGUGCCAGUGAAUCAUUCCAUCAAAAAACACUUGCAGAAUCUAAUGCUUUUGAAAAAGAAAAUCUUAAUCAAAGAAUUCUUAGUCAAAAGAAAUCUAACAUUUAACAAAUCUCUGAUUAUGAAGUUCAAUUAACUAAAGAAUUAUAUGAAAAAAGUCUCAAAGAUCUUGAUCAAUAAAAAAUUAAAAAUACAUAAUUACAAGAUUAAAUUAAUCUAUUAUUAAAUGAAAAAACAACCUAUACUGAUGAACUUAAUAAAUUUAAAAAAUAAAUUAUCUAACUUAAAAAUGAAAAUGAAUAUCUUGAAGAAUAAUAUUAAUCAUCUAAAUAAGAAAUCAUUAAAUUUAAAGAAACUUCACUUUAAUUAAAUUAACUUCAAAUUUUGAAUGAUAAAAUCAAUCAUGAAAUUGAUAAUUACAAAAUUCAAAAUUCUAUUUUAGAAAAUAAAUUUUAAUAAGCAUUCAAAAAAGCUAAAUAGUUUGAAGAAAAAGCUGAAUUUUCACACUUCAAUAAAAUUGAUAGAUCUACUAAUACUUAAUUUAAUGAAAUCCCAGAAUAUAUUGAACAAAAUAGUACUAUUACAUAAUUAGAUGAAUAAGUCAAAGAAUAUAAGAGAAAAAAUGAUAAAUUAACUUAUGAAUUGCAAUUUACAAAUAAUAAGCUAAAAACUUUAGAAUAAGAAUUAUCCUAAUUAAAAUCCUAAAUGAUCCAAUAUAACAAUUAAUAAACUCAAUUAAAAGAUUAAUGUAAUAGAUUCGAAACUGAAAAUAAUAAAUUAAAGAUGUUAAUCAAAUAAUUGGAAUAGGAUUCAAAUAACAAAGAAAAGGUCUAAAAUAAAUGUUACAGCGAUUAUCAAAAACAAAUAGAUUCAUUAAAAGAUUAACUUAAAUAGAAUUCAGAAAAGGUACUUUAUAUAAUAUUUAUAUUCUUCAGUUAGAAUAAAUGAAGGAGAAGUAUCAAUAAGCGAAAGAGCGUAUUGAAAAAUAAAAUGAAAUAAUUGAAUAAUAAAAUGAUGAACUCACUAUGUAAAACAUGACAUUUCUUAAAGAGUUAUAAAUAAUUUCAAAAAGGCAGGAAUAAUUUGGAAUUGUUUGA